Messenger RNA from Pygocentrus nattereri (red-bellied piranha), 3623 nucleotides. RefSeq names its product SH3-domain GRB2-like endophilin B1b (gene sh3glb1b). Gene Ontology annotation, biological process: membrane organization. The record is from RefSeq and is a predicted model, not a curated record. The transcript is spliced from 12 exons. Gene Ontology annotation, molecular function: protein binding. NCBI's taxonomy places the organism in Eukaryota, Metazoa, Chordata, Actinopteri, Characiformes, Serrasalmidae. Gene Ontology annotation, cellular component: cytoplasm; membrane. Bases 189 to 1376 code for a protein of 395 amino acids.
GUGGGCGUGGCGGUAGAGUUAGUUUACAGGCGGUGUUAGCGUUAGCCUUAGCCCUGGCCGCUAGCUUUAGCGUUAGCUUCACCUCCGGCUCCGGAACGCCCCGCGAUCAAUAACCCGAGCAGUCCUGUUAGCUGUUAGCCGUUUUCCCCGUGUCGUGAAUGGCGUUAGCCUGCUAGCCGCUAGCCGAGAUGGAGUUCAGCGUGAGGCGCCUGGCGGCGGACGCCGGGACUCUGUUCAGCCGGGCUGUGCAGUUUACUGAGGAGAAGCUCGGCCAGGCCGAAAAAACCGAGCUCGAUGCCCACCUGGAGAACCUGCUUGUCCGUGCGGAAGCUACAAAACACUGGACGGAGAAGAUCAUGAGGCAGACGGAGGUUGUCCUGCAGCCGAACCCGAACGUCAGGAUGGAGGAGUUCCUUUACGAGAAGCUGGACAGAAAGGUUCCAACCCGAGCCAACAACCACGAGCUGCUGGGGGAGGGCAUGAUCGACGCCGGGCAUGAGUUUGGACCCGGGACAGCAUACGGCAGCGCUCUGAUUAAGUGCGGGGAGACGGAGAAGCAGCUCGGGAGCGCUGAGAAGGAGUUCAUCCACAGUGCAGCCAUCAACUUCCUCACUCCGUUCAGGAACUUCAUCGACGGAGAUUUCAAAACCAUCUCAAAAGAGCGAAAGCUGCUGCAGAAUAAGCGCCUGGAUCUGGACGCGGCUAAAACCAGGGUGAAGAAGGCCAGGGUAGCCGAUGCUCGGUCAGCAGAGCUAAGCUCCGCCCCUCCGCCGGGAGAGGAGUAUGUGGCUCAAUUUUCUUACUUUAUCAGCUUCUUGCAUGUCAGGUGGCUGAAGAUGUGGGCUGAGGAGGUCCACCAGGCGGAGACGGAGCUCCGGAUAACCCAGAGCGAGUUUGACCGCCAGGCUGAGAUCACCAGGCUGUUGCUGGAGGGCGUGAGCAGCUCUCACGCGCAUCACCUGCGCUGUCUGAACGACUUUGUGGACGCUCAGGCUUCGUACUACGCCCAGUGUUACCAGUACAUGGUCAAUCUGCAGAAACAGCUCGGAAGCUUUCCAACUACGUUCUGCUCCAAUAACAACGCACCUUCAGCGAGUUCCUCUGCCAGCAUCUCAGUGGCCGCUCCCACUCUGACCCCAACGCUGACCCCGGGUCAGGCCUCCCCGUCCCUUAGCGAACUCCGCAGCUCCUCCGGGCCGCGCAGAGCCCGCGUGCUGUACGACUACGAUGCCGCCAGCAGCAGUGAACUCUCCCUCCUGGCUGACGAGGUGAUCACUGUGAGCAGCGUCCCGGGCAUGGACUCCGAUUGGCUGAUGGGGGAGAGGGGCCAUCAGAAAGGAAAAGUGCCCAUCACCUACCUGGAGCUGCUGAACUGAGCAGAGGAGCAUUUCCCCCUCCAGGUGUCAUUCUAACGAGAGCACAGCUCCUGCAGGGCGUUUCAGAAUCCAGGACCUCUCAGUGGAGAGAGUGAGGACUGUCCAGCAGGAGAACCCAGACGCUCCUGCUGGACAGGCCUCACUUAGAGGAGUGCAUUAAAGAGAGUUUAACACCACCUUGGUCUGCUGUGUCUGCAGCGUUUGGCUGAUCACCACAGAUGAGAACUUCCGUACGCUUCCCUGAACUUAGAAAACAGCAGAAAAUUCCCAGAUCACUCGGAUACACAGAUAAACAGUGGAGUCCAAACGUCUGAGAGAAGCGUUUUUCAUUUAAACCUGGAAAUAAACAAGUGUUGAAUAUUCCGCACUAUAUCCAAACUCUCAAAAUUAUGGUUCUUCAAAGGUUCUUUAGUUAAAAAAAAAAAUUCUUCUAUAGAUCCAUGAACACUCAAAGAACGUUUCAUGGUGAAAUGGUUCUUUAGACUGAUGGAUAAUGUCUUGUAUGUGGUUCUAAUGUAGAACCAUUUUGAGAAGGGUUCUGCUGUUGUUACGGUGUCAAGCUUGUGACAGUAGAAGAACCCUUUUGGGUGCUGUAUAAAGCUCUUUUUAAAAAGGUUCUGUAUAGAACCAUAAACACGAGACCUCAUCCAUCGGUCUGAAGGGCCAUUCGACGCUUCCGCGCGGAGGAUUUUUGGUCUGAUCUCUUCCAGUGAAGCUCGUGGUCAGACGGUGAUAAAAGCAGGGCAGGGACACUCCACCAAAUUCUGAAAUGUACGUUAAAAUUCUGCUCUUCACUCAGAUUGUUGUGCUAGUAAAUGUUACUUGUAAAGAAAACACGUUAAGUUACAAAGGAAUGCAAAGUAGAAGCAUUUUCACCAGGGCUCUCAGACUUUUAUACCCCACCGUGUGCGCAUUAUAUAUAUUAUAUAAAAUCACCGUCCAAAGAAGAACAUCUCCACAAUGGUUAGUUUGCAGAAGACGGCAAACAGCUUCUCAACUUUGAGUGUUAGUUAAUGUAAAGAGAUUUUAUGGCAUGAGGCUUUGGAGCUUUUCUCUUGAACAUGAAAUUUUCACAAAAUGAAAAGGGCACCUGCUGAGUGUGUGUGUGUGUGUGUGUGUGUGUGUGUGUGUGUGUGUGUGUGUGUGUGUGUGUGUGUGUGUGUGUGUGUGUGUGUGUGUGUGUGUGUGUGUGUGUAACAAAACCUCCAUUUUUGUCGUGCGAGUUUUUGGACCUAAUCUGAAAAGGCCUGUUCUUCACAUUGUGUGGAAAUUGAAAUGGACCUAAAGAAACGGCCCAAAAUGACUUGGAAAGACGUCUGGUUCCAUUGACUUACAUUAAAAUUACAGUAGGUUUUAUUUUUCCUUCUCCUGUAAAGUCACCAUGGCAGUGAUGCUUUUAUAUAGAAGGAAAAAACAGGCUUUACUCUUAAUGCAAGUUAAUAAGUAUUAUAUAUAUAAAAAUCUCAUUUCGUGCAGUUUGCGUUUUUCUAUUGGUCUGUUCAUCAUAAUAUUUUCAGACAAUGUAAAGCGCUGCUGAGCCUAAAUGAUGCCGAAAAUUAAAAAUUCGAUUCGUUUUUCUUUGGACAGUGACGAUGUUAACGGGCAGAUGUAUAAACAUCUCAAAUGCAUGAGCUUUACCUACAGUUCAGUGUUAGACUGAGACGGACUGAGAAUCUCUUACAAAAAACUGUCUUAUGAAGUUUUUCUGACAGUAAACAAGUAGUUCCGGUUACUGUCUCUUUCCCUUUGGUUUACAUGGUUGAAGCCACGGCUGGUAGCGGAUCAGCUUCCCUCUGGGAACUCGACGCGUCUCAAACAAACCGUUACAGAUUUACAAACACUUGACUGAAGAAUCUGGAGUGUUGUGUGUAAACAGAUGUUCACCGACUCCAGCAGGCAGAGUUUUCCGCCCCUCAGUUCAGGGAAGCGGUGAUCGGUCGCACGGUACGGACACACAGAGACGAGUGUUCCUCGUCUGCUUCACUGAUAAGCCCCGUUUUCCGAAACGUCCCUCAGGUCGUGCGUCUGUUUCAUGUAGUGCAGAGCAAAACCAAAUACACUCCCUCUUACAGUCCAUGUGCCUCCAUUACGUUCUCGGUGGACACUGUAAGCAGCCUUACAGUCGGAUGCAAUUUUUUUUCUAAUUCAUGUGCCAACUGAAUUUUUUUUAAAUGCUAAAAUUACUAUUAAACUAACUCAGACUGCCACAACGUGCUAUAAUGCUUUAAUAAAUUCUAUAUCGUGUGA